Arabidopsis arenosa is the source of this 1229-nucleotide messenger RNA. NCBI's taxonomy places the organism in Eukaryota, Viridiplantae, Streptophyta, Magnoliopsida, Brassicales, Brassicaceae. The record is from the annotation of a GenBank genome assembly.
AACAGACUACUAAUUUCAGUUAAUUCGUUGCUCCUACUUACGUCACACGGCGGCGAUGGUUUUACUCUCUGAAAUUCCCGGCGACCCUAAUGGCGACGAUCCAAACAAUAAUCCUCAAGAAGAAGAAGAAGAUAAUCAAAACAAGAAUCCUCAAGAAGAAGAAGAAGUAGAGAAUCCUCAAGAAGAAGAAGAAGUAGAGAAUCCUCAAGAAGAAGUAGAGAACCUUCCGAUUCUUCUAGAACUUCCAACAGAUCUCAUCCAAAGAAUCAUCGCACACAUCCCAAGAUGUUACAGCCCGUCGCCAACUCUCGUCUGCAGAGCCUUACGUCAGGUAAUCACUUCGGAUGAACUCUACGUAACGCGCUCGCUCCUCGGCUUCACCAAACCGAUUCUUUAUGCCUUAAUCAGAUGCACACCGUAUACUCACCCAAUCUGGUUCUUUCUUUGUUGGAGCAACAUCGGAUUACACUUACGCAGAAUCCGUUCACUUCUUCCAAUGUUUCCUGGAGCAGCUGUGGUCACAAUCGAAUACAAGAUGUAUACGUCGUCGUCUUGUGUGGUUGGAGAUUUGUUGUAUGCACUAGAUCUUACGUGUACUCUUGGAUAUCCGAUUGUGGUAUAUAAUCCGAAUGAAUUGGUUUGGGGACCUGUGCUGGGUGGAUAUUCUUCUUAUUUGCCUAUUCUCAGUAACUAUCGGUCUAAAAUGGCGAAUUUUGGUGGGAAGUUGAUGAUUUUCUGCAGCUAUCGUGGGUGGUUUCACGAUAUUUGGUGCAUAGUGAUUGCGUUGGAAACACGUCAAGAAAAUCAGAUUUGGGGGGUGUUUGAAUCAAUCUCGCUUGUGUUUAGGGACGUGAUGACAAUGCCUUCCAUUGAGCUUUGUCGAACUGUUAUGGUUUGAUGUUACGCUUGCAGGUGAAGGAUCUUUUUAUUACAUCUACUGUUUUAGCAGCUUGUUGAUAUGAAGCAAAAGUAGUGCAGAAGCUGUUAUAUCUGACACCUUAUUGAGUACUUCGUUCUUCUUAACCUUUGUCCACAAUGUGAUUACUCUGAGAUAAUUAGCCCUGUGUAGAGUUGGCCACUCUUUUAGCCUUCUAUACAAAAAUUCUUAUGAGACUUGUUGAAACGCAUCUUUAGUCUCUUGGGUCCCAACUUCUUCCUGUUUACUUUUAGAUAUAUAACUUUUGUGUAAAUAGCAGCUGAGUUUACAAUAAUGAAAAUCUGCUUCUACU